CUCCCUCCUGCCCGGGUUGCCGUCCUUCGCUCCAUCGCUCCCCGCCGGGGCAGAGACGCUGCCCGGGCAGCGGGAGCGGCUGCCGCUCGCCCGGGCGGGGCCCGCUUCCCGGGGCUCCCUGCAGGCGGCGGCGGGACUGCGAUCCCGCGGGGGUGUGGGUGGGAGCCGCGCUCUGCUCCCAGCGCGGUCCUGCCGAGGGCCAGCGGUGCCUGCAAGGGGACAGCUCGGCGCCGUGGGUGACAGAUACCACAAUGAAUGUGGAACAUGAAAUUAGCCUCCUAGUUGAGGAGAUUCGGCGGCUGGGAACCAAAAAUGCUGAUGGACAAGUGAGUGUGAAAUUUGGUGUGCUGUUUGCUGAUGACAAGUGUGCCAACCUCUUUGAAGCCCUGGUGGGAACGCUUAAGGCGGCAAAACGACGGAAGAUCAUCACUUACCAAGGAGAGCUGCUUUUACAAGGUGUUCAUGACAAUGUGGACAUCCUGCUGCUGCAGAACUGAUGCAGUGUUUCAACUAUGCAUUGGUGGAAUUGUUUGAAACAGUUUGAUCAAUCAGACAAUUGUUUGAUUUGCCACACACUCUUAAUAAGGUUGAUCAUUCCAAGGCGUUUUGAUGUAUUUUGUAUAUCUUUAUAGUCAAAAGAAAACUGUCCUAUUUUGGAAAACAUUCCCUUUUGUAAGUCUUCCUAAAAUGGUACUGUAUGUGAGUAAUGUAAAAGAUGCCAGAUCUUUUUCUCUCUUUUUUUUUUUGUUCUUUUUUUUUUAAUUUUUUUUUUUUUAAAUCUCAGGUAAUUCUCUCAAAUGUCUGGUGGUUAUUUUCAACAUAAAAGAGGACUGGUAAUUUAAUGUUUACAAAUGAAAAUGUGCCAUGAAAGUAUAAAAUAAAAGCACAUACUUAAA
Molecule: messenger RNA, 896 nt
Organism: Oenanthe melanoleuca
Lineage: Eukaryota; Metazoa; Chordata; Aves; Passeriformes; Muscicapidae
Gene: ABRACL
Product: ABRA C-terminal like
Exons: 3
Coding region: 252-497 (81 amino acids)
Biological process (GO): regulation of actin filament-based process
Source: RefSeq, a predicted model, not a curated record